This is a messenger RNA of Plenodomus lingam JN3, 1131 nucleotides long. RefSeq names its product heme peroxidase (gene CCP1). Gene Ontology annotation, biological process: hydrogen peroxide catabolic process; cellular response to oxidative stress; response to reactive oxygen species. The record is from RefSeq and is a predicted model, not a curated record. Gene Ontology annotation, molecular function: peroxidase activity; heme binding. Lineage: Eukaryota; Fungi; Ascomycota; Dothideomycetes; Pleosporales; Leptosphaeriaceae.
AUGGCAUCGGCCUCACGCAACUUCUCGCGCGCCCUGCGCACCGCAGCACCAUCCUUCCGCGCCACAACUACACGCUCCUCGGCCCGCUUCGUCACGCCUGCACAAAAGACGUUUGGCAAGCAGUGGCAACGCGGGUAUGCCUCUGGCAAGGAGGACGGGCAGGACAAGUACGAGGGCAACCCGACCGGCCUGAUCUACGGCGCCGGUGCCCUUCUGGCUGGUGCGGCCAUCUACGGUGUAUACACAUACAAGCCCGAGUUGUUUGGCCAGGAGAGCAAGAAGGUCUUUGUUCCCCGCUUCGAGGACUACCAGAAGGUGUACAACAAGAUUGCGAAGCUGCUUGAGGAGAAGGACGACUAUGAUGAUGGCAGCUAUGGACCAGUGUUGUUGCGAUUGGCAUGGCACGCCUCUGGAACAUAUGACAAAGAAACCAACACGGGCGGCUCCAACGGCGCAACCAUGCGCUUCGCCCCCGAAGGCGACCACGGUGCCAACGCCGGUCUGGCCGCUGCCCGCGACUUCCUCGAGCCCGUCAAGCAAGCGUUCCCCUGGAUAUCCUACUCGGACCUGUGGAUCCUCGCCGGCGUCUGCGCCAUCCAAGAGAUGCAAGGUCCCAAGAUUCCCUACCGAGCCGGCCGGACCGACCGCGACCUCAGUUUCUGCACGCCCGACGGCCGCCUCCCCGACGCCUCCAAGGACCGGUCGCACAUCCGCGCCAUCUUUGGCCGCAUGGGCUUCGACGACAAGGCCAUGGUGGCUCUGUCUGGUGCCCACGCCCUCGGCCGCUGCCACACGGAUCGCUCGGGCUACGACGGGCCCUGGACGUUUUCCCCAACCACUCUGACAAACGACUACUUCAAGCUGCUGCUCGAGGAGAAGUGGGCGUACAAGAAGUGGGACGGCCCCAAGCAGUUCGAGGAUGUCAAGACCAAGAGCCUCAUGAUGCUGCCCACGGAUAUGGAGAUUGUAAAGGACAAGAGCUUCAGGAAGUAUGCGGAGCUCUAUGCAAAGGACAACGAGGCCUUCUUCAAGGACUUUAGCGAGGCCGUCGUCACCCUGUUUGAGCUGGGUGUCCCGUUCCAGCAGCCAGAGGAUCAAAGGUAUGUUUUCAAGAGCAGCUUCGAUUCGUAG